AUGGUGCCUUUGGAAGUGGCAUUGAGCGGCGCCAUUGGCGCACGUGUCCGCAUCAGCACAGCCCCGGUCGCGUCGACGAUUGAGGGCACCCUCUUCACUGCUGACCCCAUCACGAAUCUAGUCGCCAUUGACACCGCCGACGGAAAGCAGUCCCAGACCGGUGACUACCGCAUCAUCCCGAUUUCGCGUAUACAGUCCGUUCAGAUCCUCUCCCUCGCCCCGUCUGCAACCGCCUCCGAUGGACCGUCCUUCGCCGACGCUGUACCACCCCUCCACGCUCUCGACAUACGUUCCUUGAAGAACCGGGAGGCCAAUGCUAUUGCUAAAGCGCACGAAAGCGAGGCUCGUCGUGGCAAGGGCGUGACUCGCGAGGCACAGGAUAUCUUCGACGCCUUCAGUCGGACCAUGCCGGCGAGAUGGGAUGGGGCCAAGAUCAUUGUGGCGGAUGCAGUUUCAAUUGCGGCUCCAUACCGCGUGGAUGACUGUCGGUCUCUGGUGGCUGGUGACACGGCUGCCCUUGCCCGAGUACGCAAGGUGCUCGAAAUGGAACGCAAAAAGAUUGAAUUGCGCAAUGCCAGCGCUGCCAUCGGGCCUGGCACUGCUGGACAGAGAAAGGGCGGUUGAACCGAAUCUGUUCUAUGACGGAGUUGAUUACCUCUUCGACGACUAGUUCUGUUUUAUAUGUCACUGUCAUCAAAGCGAGUUUCAGUGGAUUAGAUGCCCCAUCCGCAUGGAUCAGCGCGAUGAGAAGAGCAUUGGGGAAGAGAGUGAUUGACCCCUUGAAGGUGAACUAUACAUGGGGAGUGUGGGUCUCGGGCUUUAGAAGAGUCGCAAGAAAAACCACGUGGGAGGGAGAUGACGGACUGAUAAGAUCUUGGUGAGCUGGGUAUAAUUCUGGAUGCAUUGGGGUGUGGUAGGUAGGAUUGACUGCAUUCACGUCUUGCAGAUCUGCCGGCUAUACACUUUGGGGAGGGCGAGUGGGAAUGACGGUCUACCCCCCAGCUAAUGUAUGUGUAUCUGAAGAUAUAGUAUCG
Messenger RNA from Aspergillus japonicus CBS 114.51, 1034 nucleotides. RefSeq names its product anticodon-binding domain-containing protein. The transcript is spliced from 4 exons. The coding region runs from base 1 to 624 and encodes 207 amino acids. The record is from RefSeq and is a predicted model, not a curated record. Lineage: Eukaryota; Fungi; Ascomycota; Eurotiomycetes; Eurotiales; Aspergillaceae.